Messenger RNA from Daucus carota subsp. sativus, 1508 nucleotides. RefSeq names its product protein NLP7. The record is from RefSeq and is a predicted model, not a curated record. Gene Ontology annotation, molecular function: DNA-binding transcription factor activity; protein binding. The transcript has 3 exons. NCBI's taxonomy places the organism in Eukaryota, Viridiplantae, Streptophyta, Magnoliopsida, Apiales, Apiaceae. Bases 126 to 1307 code for a protein of 393 amino acids.
UUCAUUUACUUCUUACUCAAUACUGGUACUAUGAUAGCGAAUACUACAAUUUGCUUCAUCAAUUUGGUGAUGGUGAUUAUGAAGACCUAGCACCUUGGUUUCAUUUCAAAGAUGUUUGUUUGCGCAUGCGCUUUGAUCGCCUACUUGGUGACUCAGAAGGAUCAACCAGAGCUAGAGCCUUUUUCUGUAGCAAUAUAUCAACAUUAAGCAUUACUAAUUACCCCUUGGCACAUUAUGCACAAAACUGUGGGUCAAUUGCUUGUUUUACAAUCUACUUGUUUAUUUUAGGAGAAAAAGAAAUAGAAGGAAAAGAAUAUGCACUCAAGUUCUUUCUGCCUUCUCAGGAAAUGGAUAAUGAUUACCCUCAAAACUUGUUGAAUUCCAUAUGGACAACGGUUAAAAAAUCUCUUUCAAAUUGUAAGCUUGCUGUAAGAGAAAAAGAAAAACUAGAACAGGUGUUAUCAGUCAAGGUUAUCAACUCUUCUUCUACCCAAACUCAACCCGCGUCCUUUGAACUUGGUCAACCCCAAAGCUCUCUUCCUCACUAUGAUGGCUUAGAGCUUACUCCAACUUCAAAAGUAUUUGAAAAAGGUCCUGAUCAAAAUAGCAAUUUAAAUUCUUAUGAAGAGGCUGCGGUAGGGGAAACGUUAAUAUUAAAUGAAGCUUCCCAGCCCAGGAGAUCUGAAGAAUACUUUAAAACAAAGUGGAAGACCAUGGCUGCUGAGAGAGUAGAUAAUCCACUAGAAGUGUCACCUGAUGAUGAAGACGUUGAACCUGUGACCCCUGCAUCAAAACGAUUGAAGAAAUCUAAAAUACCUUGUACUAUAGAAAAUAUCAGUAAGCAUUUUGGAAGACCAAUAAAAGAUGCAGCAGAUAGCUUCGGUUUGAGUGUAUCGACAUUUAAGCGCAGAUGUAGAGAUGUUGAUAUUGAAUGGUGGGAGUCCAGAACGAGUCAAAAGACAGAUGGUAAAUCGGGGGCAAAACAUCUUUCAUCAGACACAUUUAGUUUGCCAAAUAGACGUGUUGUUACUCAUUCAAGCCAGGACUUUAAUAUGAUGACCAUAAAGGUCACAUAUGACGCUCGUAUCAUAAAAUUUAAAUUAUCUACUUCAUCAGGGCUUGAAGAGUUGGAGAAUAGUGUAAUUAAGAGGCUGAACUUGGAUAGAAAAAGUUUUUGUCUUAAAUAUCAAGAUGAUGCGGAUGAUUGGAUUGACAUUACUUGCGAUGAGGACGUACUGGAAUGUAUGGAAGUCUCAAGAUCAUUGAAGAAAUCAAUAAUCGAAAUGAAGCUUGGCCCUGCCUAUUAACACUUACGAGUAUCCAGGUUGAAGAAAGAAAACGCUCGACUCGUGUUUGUUUUCUUUUUGGGCAAAAACAUUUUAGUACUGAUCAACUAUGAUCAAUUGAUGGGUGAAAUAUAUAGUUAUCUUGUAAUCAGUAUUAUAAAUAUACUUUUUCUUAAGCCUCUAAAUCUUGAAAACCAAUUUAUAAUGCAAGAAUAUGUAUUC